UUUAUAUGACCUUAUGUGUAGUAUCAUGGCAGGACUUGUUGUCUUUUAUGUUUGAGAAUUGAUUUGUUGAUUUUGACUUUCAGCAACAAGUUGUAAAGAAAUCAACUUUACCUCAUGGUUCAAGCAUCCUAAAGUGGAAGUCAUUGUGCAGCACGACACGUAACAGAAGGACCGACCGAAACAGUUUUUACCCGGCGUUUCCCUGCUUUAUUUUUCCGUUUUUUUCUCAGUGUUUGUUUUUUGUUAUUUUGUUAUGGAUAACCCCGCCGUCCUCCUCCUUCUCCUGGAGCAGAGGAAUCGCUCUCUCGUGGACCACACUAGAGACUUCGUCUACCUCGCACCACUCACGCACUAUCCGGACAGCUGCCUUUGCACAUUCUACCGUGCAGGACUUAACAUCGCCACCAAAGCGCAGCUGUCCGGGGAUGGUCCACGAGAGAGCAUCGCCGAUUACAUCGAGUGGGUGCUGGUGUCCUGCAGAUCUUUGUUGACCGCGGAGGAUGACACCAGCCCCACUCAAGACCCAGAGCCCAGCCUACCAGCAUACCGACACACGGAGUUUGAGCCCGAGCCCACCGCAGAUGACGAGCCAGAGCCACGAGCGACAGAGCCAGAGAUCGCCACAGAGCCAGAGCCCUACACGUCCGAUCAGGUGCGAGAGCCGGCUACAGCUACCGUGACGGGGGAGUGCAACAUGGAGCAAGUGAGGGCUAUGGAGAGCCCUGCCCACUGCACCAUUGCUGGGGGUGAGCUGGAAAACAACUCUGAGGACUUAAUUGACACUUCUACUGAAGUUCUAGAAAAUAACUCUGGGGAUUUAAUAGACUUCUUUACAGAAAUAUCUACCUGUCAUGUUAUACCUGCCUGUAUGGAAUUCCCACCCACCCUCCCUCUUCUGCCUAUGUCAACGUCUGUCUGCUCACCGCUGUCCCCUGACAGCCCCUCUGCUCACCCUCAGCCCACCGCCUGUGCAGUGGGCUCGCCGUGGGUCUGCCAGCUUCCAUCGGUGUCAAGGCUGGAGGCUCCACCACGGCUCUCAGCGCCCUCGUCUCCAUCGUCGCCCAUCGGUCCACCAGCUCCACCGGGCUCCCUCGUCUUUCCGGCUCCGCCCUGGUCGGUCGUCGUCCCUCCGUCACCUCAGGACUCUGUUCCUCCGGCUGCGCCUCGUCACUCCGUCCCACCGGCUCCUAAGGACUCCUCCCUCCCUCCGGCACAGCCUCCAUCCGCCUACGUCUUGGUCGCCAGAGCCUAG
Molecule: messenger RNA, 1252 nt
Organism: Labeo rohita (rohu)
Lineage: Eukaryota; Metazoa; Chordata; Actinopteri; Cypriniformes; Cyprinidae
Product: proline-rich protein 12
Exons: 2
Coding region: 254-1252 (332 amino acids)
Source: RefSeq, a predicted model, not a curated record